Messenger RNA from Sporothrix schenckii 1099-18, 423 nucleotides. RefSeq names its product phosphoglycerate mutase. The transcript is spliced from 2 exons. Gene Ontology annotation, biological process: ribose phosphate biosynthetic process. The coding region runs from base 1 to 423 and encodes 140 amino acids. NCBI's taxonomy places the organism in Eukaryota, Fungi, Ascomycota, Sordariomycetes, Ophiostomatales, Ophiostomataceae. Gene Ontology annotation, molecular function: sedoheptulose-bisphosphatase activity. The record is from RefSeq and is a predicted model, not a curated record.
AUGUCGGACCAAAUAGCCUCAACGCCGCGUGUUUUUAUUAUGCGCCAUGCCAGUGCCCGGAAGACCUCGUGGGCCAAGAUCGGCCGCUACACGGGCAUCACGGAAGUUGGCCUCACGGAAACCGGUAUCGUACAGGUCUCGACAACGGCGAAUACGUUUGUGGGCGCUCGCAAGUUGAUUGAUCCAUCCAUCCUUGCGCACGUUUUUGUCAGUCCGCGGAUGAGGGCUAAAGACACCUUGAAAAUCCUUCUCUCCGAGAGCACCAAUAUGCGUGUCACGGAAACGGAAGACAUUGCAGAGUGGGCUUAUGGCGAUUACGAAGGCAAAACGACUGGUGAAAUUAGGCUCUCCAGGAAGGAACGUGGUUUGGACCUUGAGAAAGAAUGGUCCAUUUGGCGCGAUGGUUGUGAAGGCGGAGAGUAG